AUGUUGUUCUCAUUGUUGGUGUUCCAAAAUUGUUCUCUUUUUUCUUUUCCAAUAACAUCAGUCAAUGCGUUGGGUUGCGAGUGCACGGGAGACGAGUUUCUCGUCUCGGGCGUUUCCUUGGGCAGCCGAUGCGCCGAGUGGGGGGAUAAAAACGCAAUCUGCGCGGAUCAAACGACGGUCACGGACGAGUGCUGCAAACCGUGGUGUUGGGUGUCACAAACAGAUUGUCCUUCUGCGAGGUAUAACAAACAGGCGGAUAAAUAUUUUUCGUACGACGCGUGCGGGGCGACGUGCGCGAACGACCAUUGCGGAGAGGAGAAGACGUAUGUAGAUACCAGAGGAGCAAUCGUGUGCGAAUCGGAAUAUCAAAACACGUGGGUUCGAUAUCGAAUGUCGUCGUGGAUAUUCAUUAUUCCCUUGUUUUGUUUGUUUUCUUCGUUACGGUACCAGCAAUCACGGAGGCGGAUGUUGCUUUGUCAAAACCAGUUACAAGGCGGCGGUUCGCCAUAUGGUCAAGCGUCAGCGGGAGUGUGGAGAGGACAGAAUUUUGGUCUGCAGAAUAACUUUACGACGCCGCAAGGGCAGGCGGUAUACAUCGUCGGCGCGAACGGGCGAUUAACGCCGCUACAGAAUUCGAACGCGGCUAAUCAACCGCAAUUUUAUCAAGGGGGAAACCCAGCGCAAGAGGUGAGGAGACAACAGAAUCAGCCGAGAAGCGGCGGCAUGUUAGACGCGUUGUUUGGUAGAGCCAACAGAGGUGGUGGUGGUGGUGGCGUGCAAUCGCAACAACCACGCGCGGCGGCGGCAACAUCUGUUGUUCCGGAAAUGUCGCCCGUGAGUAGAGAACCGGCGUACGCACCUCCGUCGAAUUAUUACGGCAACGAAAACCAAGCGAGACGAAAUCAAGCGGUGACCGAUAAUUCUCCGCAACAAGCGUAUCCGACUGUUUAA
Bathycoccus prasinos is the source of this 951-nucleotide messenger RNA. RefSeq lists its product with no specific name. The record is from RefSeq and is a predicted model, not a curated record. The coding region runs from base 1 to 951 and encodes 316 amino acids. NCBI's taxonomy places the organism in Eukaryota, Viridiplantae, Chlorophyta, Mamiellophyceae, Mamiellales, Bathycoccaceae. The transcript has a single exon.